This is a messenger RNA of Umbelopsis ramanniana AG, 563 nucleotides long. RefSeq lists its product as uncharacterized. The transcript has a single exon. The record is from RefSeq and is a predicted model, not a curated record. The coding region runs from base 143 to 451 and encodes 102 amino acids. Lineage: Eukaryota; Fungi; Mucoromycota; Umbelopsidomycetes; Umbelopsidales; Umbelopsidaceae.
UGGUACAGCCGCUGCUCGCGUUUUCAAUAUGUGAGGAAGCUAGCUCAACACUUUUGUUGCGUACAGAGCCUAUUUCCGUAUGCUGGUGUGAAGGCCAAGGUCGAAAGGAGGUUCUUUUAGUCAUGGUCUAUGGGGAAAGUCAAUGAGUAUGAAAAGGGUGCUAUGCUCGGCGUUUGGUGCGCUUUGUACUAUACAGGGCGGAAGGGAAACCAAAAUCGAAAACAGAAAUCAGAGUACAAAAAAGAAAAUGCUCGGUAGUCUCAAAGGACUAACAAUGAGAAUACAAAUUAUUGACGAGAUUGUUCAAGAAUGCAACACAGAAAUGUUGAUGUGGGUGUACAAAAGUGUCCACUUUGCUUUUGCAGACGUUUUAUUUUUUUGGGAUUGGGAGGAAAUUUUACUGUGUUGCCUUGCCUUGGCGGGGCUGAAACCCGCUAUCACACAAACUUGACGUAUCUUAACAGCGAGUGUCAAUUGUAGCCUUUCAUACUGAAGCCUCUAGUGACAACGAGGAAAACAGUAGAAGAAUGAAAUAUGAAGCGGCUUUCAAGCCAGCCAUUUCA